Molecule: messenger RNA, 820 nt
Organism: Protopterus annectens (West African lungfish)
Lineage: Eukaryota; Metazoa; Chordata; Ceratodontiformes; Protopteridae
Product: chymotrypsinogen A-like
Exons: 7
Coding region: 1-804 (267 amino acids)
Biological process (GO): proteolysis
Molecular function (GO): serine-type endopeptidase activity
Source: RefSeq, a predicted model, not a curated record
AUGAGUAUUAGAUUUGGAAAGAGUAGGAGAGAGGGUGAAGAAUCUGUGACAGAGGGAGCCCAGGAGUGUGGGGUUCAGGCAAUCAAGCCUGUUAUUUCUGGGUAUGCCAGGAUUGUAAAUGGUGAAGAGGCCGUCUCGGGAUCCUGGCCUUGGCAGAUCUCUCUCCAGGACCGCACCAACUGGCACUUCUGCGGAGCCUCCCUCAUCAGCAGUCAGUGGGUAGUAACUGCAGCUCACUGUGGUGUGAGCACCAGUGAUCGCAUAGUUCUUGGAGAACAUGACAGAGGCUCCUCAGAUGAACCUAUUUUUGUUGCAUCUGUUGCUAAGGUUAUCACUCAUCCUAACUGGAAUUCCAACACUAUAAACAAUGAUAUUACUUUAAUCAAACUGUCAUCUCCUGUUACCUUCACUGAUCGUAUUUCACCUGUCUGCUUGGCUGAAGCAACUGAUGACUAUCCUGGUGGCCUGCUCUGUGUCACAACUGGCUGGGGCAAAACACGUUACAACUCUUUCACCACACCAAACAAGCUUCAGCAGACAGCUCUCCCACUGCUAACUCCCGCAAACUUCAGAACAUACUGGGGGUCUAAUAUCACCGACAUCAUGAUCUGUGCUGGUGCUGCUGGGGCCAGUUCCUGCAUGGGUGAUUCAGGUGGUCCUCUGGUCUGCCAGAAGAAUGGCGCUUGGCACUUGGUAGGCAUUGUCUCCUGGGGAAGCAGUAUAUGCUCAACAUCAACCCCUGCUGUUUACGCUCGUGUAACUGCACUUAGAAGUUGGAUCGACCAGACCAUUGCUGCCAACUAAAUUCAUUCAGCAUCUU